AUGAGGACUUCAGAAGGAUUGCAGAAGCAAAGACAAGCUAGAGAACCUCCUUCAUCUCCGAGCAAUGUCAAUACUGCAGUGGAAACCUGGUUAGAGGAUCCCCUGGGCAGACUGUUAGCUCUGUACAAAAGGAAAGAACCUUACAGAGAGUGGAGUCCAGUUUCUCCAAACAAGUUGAAAGCUCUUCCUGAGAGGAACAUUGUAAUCUUUGAAGCUAAAUCAACCUGUCAUCCAAUGGAUUUGAAUGGGAAAGAGGUAGUCAAGGGGGCUUCAAUAGAGAUUAAACAGAGAGAAAGGGAAAACAUCAUUCUAACUGAUAAGAAAGAAAUAACCCAAAAGGAACCAGAGGUUCCAGCCUUAGUAAAAAAGACUUGGAAGAGGAAUUUACAGAAAAAAAAGGGUUACUCAGAAGCAGUGGAACUUCUAUCUUGGAGGAAAAAAAUCUGUUCUUCUAAGACACAAAAGCAUCAGGAGGGGGAUUGUGCAAACCUUGUUUAG
Striga asiatica is the source of this 498-nucleotide messenger RNA. NCBI's taxonomy places the organism in Eukaryota, Viridiplantae, Streptophyta, Magnoliopsida, Lamiales, Orobanchaceae. The record is from the annotation of a GenBank genome assembly.